Plasmodium relictum is the source of this 1203-nucleotide messenger RNA. RefSeq names its product protein arginine N-methyltransferase 1, putative (gene PRMT1). Gene Ontology annotation, molecular function: protein-arginine N-methyltransferase activity. The transcript has a single exon. The coding region runs from base 1 to 1203 and encodes 400 amino acids. Lineage: Eukaryota; Apicomplexa; Aconoidasida; Haemosporida; Plasmodiidae. Gene Ontology annotation, cellular component: nucleus. Gene Ontology annotation, biological process: peptidyl-arginine methylation. The record is from RefSeq and is a predicted model, not a curated record.
AUGACUAAUAAAUAUAACAAAAUAAAUAAAAACAAUUAUGAAACACGAGAGGCAGUGUAUUAUAAUGAAGGUAAUAAAAAUGAUUGUGAUAAAGAAAAAGAUAUAAAAUAUUUUAAUGAAAAAGAAUUAAAAAGCUUUUUUGAUGAAUGGCAACAAUUUUAUAAAGAAAAACUAAAUGAUGGAGAAAGAAAAAAUUUUAUAAUGUUAGAUGAAGAAAAAAAUGUAGAGAAUGGAAAUAAUGAAUAUUUUAAUUCAUAUAACUAUAUACAUAUACAUGAAGAUAUGAUAAAAGAUGAAGUAAGAACGAGAACUUAUUAUGACGCGAUGAGAAAAAAUGAGCAUUUAAUAAAAGAUAAGAUAGUAUUAGAUGUAGGAAGUGGUACAGGUAUUCUGUCUUUUUUUGCUGCAAAAUGUGGAGCAAAACAUGUUUAUAGUAUUGAGAAAAGUGAUAUAGUUUAUACAGCAUUAAAAAUAAGGGAUGAAAAUAACUUAACUGAUAAAAUUACUUUUAUAAAAGGAUUAGCAGAGCAAAUUGAGUUACCAGUGAAUAAAGUUGAUAUCAUAAUAUCCGAAUGGAUGGGUUAUUGUUUAUUAUAUGAAAAUAUGCUUGAUACUGUUUUAUAUUGCAGAGAUAAAUGGUUAAAAAAAGGUGGAUUAAUUUUUCCUGAUAAAGCAUUUAUGUAUAUAGCAGGAAUUGAAGAUAGUAUAUAUAGAGAAGAAAAAUUUGAUUUUUGGAAAAAUUGUUAUGACUUAAAUUUUUCUUCAGUUUUACCAAUACUCAAAGAAGAAGUUGUUAUAGAUUAUGUUGAUAAAAAUUUUGUUGUUACAGAUACAUGUCGUAUUUUAACAUUAGAUUUAAAUACUUGCACAAAGGAGGAAUUAUCAUUUGUUUCUCCUUUUAAAUUAAAAAUGAUUAGAAAAGAUUAUAUACAUGCACUGGUCAUAUGGUUUGAUGUUUGUUUUUCAGCUUGUCAUACAGAAGUUAGUUUUACAACAGGUCCCUUCGGUAGUCACACACAUUGGAAACAAAUUGUUUUGUAUACUGAUAAUAUUAUAACAGCCGAAAAAAAUGAAAUAUUAAGAGGUAUUUUUGCUUUAAAAAAAAAUAAAAAAAAUAAUAGGCAUCUUGAUAUGAAAUUACAUUAUAUUUUUGAUGGUAUACACACCAAAGCUAAGUCUAUACAAUACUUUAAUAUAAGUUAA